AUGUGGAGCCGUUCACUCCUCAGGCUGGCGUUUCGGCCCAGGGUAAUUAUAGCUCCUCGGCCUCGUGCUUUACCCUCAAUUACCACUUCGGCUUGUAACUAUGCCAAGGGUCACCGCAAAGCGUCUCUGGCCUCGACACCAACUCCCGAAGCGGUUGAGACACAUACUGAUUUCACGCCUCCAAAAGGAUCCAAGGGACACAAACGAGAACACGAGGAUAUCAGCCCUGUUGCUGCCUCUGAUGAAGACGAAAUCAUAAACCAGGCCAGCAAAAAGAUGGACAGCACCAUCGACUGGUUCAAGAGGGAACUCGCUCAAAUGGAGGCUCGGGUCAGCGGUCGCGUCGUUCCUUCGCUCUUGGAUCCAGUCCGAGUCAAAUUAAAGGAUGCUGGGGGCGCGGCAGUCAAGCUGGAUCAGGUCUCAACAGUUGGUGUGCGAGAUGGAAAUGUACUGGUCAUUACCUUGUUCGAUGAAGCGAACAUGAAAGACGUAGAAUCUUCCAUUAUCAAUGCUCAGAUACCCAACAUGAAUCCCCAACGAGCAGAUGCUCGAACGCUAAGAAUUGUUGUUCCCAAGCCAACCAUGGAAGCUCGACAAGCUGUCGUCACAAACGCCUCUCGCAUGGCAGAAGAUACCAAGGUCAAAAUACGCACCAGCCGGGAGUCGGGAAUGAAAGAUCUCAAAAAGAUGGGACACGCUAAACACUCCAAGUUUGCCGACGAGGUUCGCAUCACUUUGCUUUGUUCAUUCAAUCCUGAUUAA
Molecule: messenger RNA, 762 nt
Organism: Rhizoctonia solani
Lineage: Eukaryota; Fungi; Basidiomycota; Agaricomycetes; Cantharellales; Ceratobasidiaceae
Product: ribosome-recycling factor
Exons: 3
Coding region: 1-762 (253 amino acids)
Biological process (GO): translation
Cellular component (GO): mitochondrion
Molecular function (GO): ribosomal large subunit binding
Source: RefSeq, a predicted model, not a curated record